Cokeromyces recurvatus is the source of this 2928-nucleotide messenger RNA. Its product is annotated as armadillo-type protein. Gene Ontology annotation, cellular component: integrator complex. The record is from RefSeq and is a predicted model, not a curated record. Bases 48 to 2921 code for a protein of 957 amino acids. The transcript has 18 exons. Lineage: Eukaryota; Fungi; Mucoromycota; Mucoromycetes; Mucorales; Mucoraceae. Gene Ontology annotation, biological process: snRNA processing.
UACCCUUUCUUUUUGUUAUUAUUAUUAUUAUUCGUACUUUAUAAAAUAUGAAACGAGCACUGGUUGAAGAAGUUUCUUCAAAUGAUUCUUUACAAAAUAGAAAUGUACUAGAUGUUGUGUUUAAUGAAUCAACACCUAAUCUUGCAACAUUAGGUGUAAUACCUUCCAAAUUACAUUUAAAUUUGUUAAAUUCAGAUAAAGUUGACGAUCGUAUCAAGUGUCUUUUAGAAAUUGCUCGAUAUCUUUCAUUACUUACGGUUGAACAACGAAAAGAAAUAACGGAUAGUUUGAUACAUCAUCUUGACAAGGAAGUGGAUAAUGAUGCAAAAGCCAUGUUGAUAUUAUUGAUAAAAAAAUGUUCAAGAUUUCCUAAUGUAAACGCCCAUGUCAUUGUAAAAUGUCUAUUAAAGGAGCUUCAAACAAAUUCAACAAAAGUAAAAUGGCACACGUACAGUUGUAUUUAUUACAUCUUGAAGCACCGUCAAAUUACCAAUAAACAAAAUGAUGUUUUACAGUUUCUAUUUAAUUCCUUAACAUCUGAUCUAUCCAACUCACAUCACAAAGUUCGAGCCAUUAGCAUAUCCGUCCUUGCCUUGCUACCUUUUGUUUUUAGUGAUCAGACGAUCAUGUCACAAUCCAAGAUUCAAACGAUCAUUAGUAAUUAUGCAAGAGAUUGCGAUCCACGUGUUAGAAAAAGUGCACUUGAUGCUUUACUACAAAUGCACUUGAGAGGCUGUCCGUUAGAUCUUACGAUUUACAAUCUUUCAGUAUGGUGUUUAAGGGACGAUUAUGAAGAAGUGCGUAUGGGAGGAUUAAAUUUGAUAGGGGUCUUGAGUGCAUUAUACCCAGAACAUAGGAUGAAACUGGCCCAUAAGGAUGUGAACGAGACGACACGAUUGAUAGAUGAUGCAUUUAAUAAAGUGUGUGACUUGGUAAAUGAUUCAGCUGUAGCUAUAAGGACCAAAGCCUGUGUCAUGAUGGCAUCUUAUCAGCAUGUUGGUUCAGAUACUUUAAAUCAAACAUUUAGUAAACAACUCAUGCUUAAUUUAAGACGUAAACUUCCACGUUAUAAACAACAACAAAAGAAGUAUGCCAAUGAUACGAUACCUGUGGCUGAAGGAGAUAUUGAUGUAGAAUCAAAUGAGUUUCAUUUACUAGAUUCUGGUGCCUGUGGAUCUUUUAUUCAUGGUUUAGAAGACGAGUUUCAAGAAGUUAGAAAUGCAUCUAUUGACUCUAUCUGUGAAUUAUGUAUGUAUAACGAGCAGUUGACAAAAAAAGCAGUGGAAUUUUUGGUUGAUAUGUUUAAUGAUGAUAUUGAUAAGGUCCGACUUAAUGCAAUACAUAGUUUACGAAAAAUUGGAACAAGAAAUACUUUGGAAUUUGAUGAGGAACAACUUGAAAUUGCUGUAGGAGCAUUAGAAGAUAGUGACCCAUUAGCCAGACAAGCUACACAUGAAUUAUUUACAGUCGUUCGUCUUACAGUACCAACAUCAUUAACUAUUUUAUUGGAUGCAUUAGAGGCCAACAUGAAAAGAUAUCCAAUGGAUACAUUAUCUGUGUAUCAAUGCUUACGUGAUAUCGGAAAACGGCAUGAUGAUUAUGUUCAAGACCUUGUACCUACAUUGUUAAACUUGGAUAAACGUUAUCUCCCAAAAGAAGCCAAUGUGGAGGAUAUAGUGUACACUGCUUAUGUAAUUUUAAUUGUGAAUGCUUGUUCAACUAAUGUGAAAAUAUUGUAUGAUUUGCCUAAAUAUAUAUUUCGUCAUUUUGCUUACUUUCAAAGCAAAUAUCCUGAUUGUAUACCUGAUUUAAGAAAAUUGUAUAAAAUAGCUGGCAUUAAAUUAGAAGGAGAUAUCGAUUGUUUACCCAUGACAUUUAACCCUUCAGACAGUAAAUUAGUGACAGCCACUGAAGAUGACAUAACGGUUGAUAUGGUUCAAUUGAUUCGGGCUCAGGUGAAAGACAGAGAAUUAUCAGCUGCAUUAUCGACAAUUGAAGCUGCUAUUCGUAAUUUUAAAACUGUAAAACCCUACUUGAGUGGUAAAGCUGAAUUAAUUCAACUUUAUUUAAAAUGUUUUGAAAUUAUUAUUAAAGCAAAACAAGGCCAUAUCAAUGGACAAAUUGAGGCAUCCAAUCUAUUACGCUAUUCCUACACAAUUCAAUAUACCUUUUUGGGUAUAUCAAAAACGACUUUACAUGCUGCUGUUUACUUUCGACUUGUGGCUAAUAUGAUUUGGAUGUUUGAUAUCUUGAAACAAAUGCCAAUGUCAAAAAACACAUCGUUUAGUAUCAAGAAUAUGAUAUUAGCAUUUUACCAAAGAGUAGUACUAUUACAAAAAGAAGAAUUUGGUCAAAAUAAUGAAACUAUAAAUGAUUUAAAGGAGACAUUAUUAUCUACAAGUGAAUCACCUACAACUCACAAGAUGAUAAAGCUUUAUUCAUUUAUUAUUGACUUUUUACCGCUUGAAAUAAGUCUUGAUAAUCCAGUUAAACGUACAAAAGCCGAUAUCACAUAUCCUUUACCGAAUCCAGAUAAGCCAUACAAGUUUAAUUCAAAAUAUCCAGCCAGUAUACAUAUUGAAGCUGAUAUUUUUAAUUCAUGCGAUACAAAUUCAUUUGCCAUUGAGUUCAUUUUACCAGAUCAGUCUUCAUUCAUGUUUUGGCCGCCUUCUGGACAUUUUAAACAAACAACGCCCUAUUGUUUUAAACUUUCCACUAAUGUUGAACUUUCUUUAUCGUCUUGGUCAGAAUCUGGAGUAGUUAUUAUUCGUAUUGUUCAAACAUUUGAGCCUGAUUUACCAGGCCUUGAUGAAUACAUUAUGAAUUAUUUUGGAUCUAAUUUUUCAAAGUCGACUUCUUCUUGUGUUAUCAGUGAACAUUUAAAAUAUCAUUUAUAUCCUUCAAUAAAUGCCCGAGUUUAAAUUAAAA